Molecule: messenger RNA, 2220 nt
Organism: Cryptomeria japonica (Japanese cedar)
Lineage: Eukaryota; Viridiplantae; Streptophyta; Pinopsida; Cupressales; Cupressaceae
Product: cysteine-rich receptor-like protein kinase 42
Exons: 7
Coding region: 33-1991 (652 amino acids)
Biological process (GO): protein phosphorylation
Molecular function (GO): protein kinase activity; ATP binding
Source: RefSeq, a predicted model, not a curated record
UCUAGCAGUUUUUAAGAGUCUCUCCAAUAUCAAUGGGAAAAUCCAAAGCCAUGGCUGGAACAAGGUGGCCAGUGGAGAAUAGUUUAAGGCUGAUUAUUUUAUCUGUCAUGUUACUAAUUGCCCCAAUUAGAGCAGACCCAGAGACCAGACUUUUAGCCUUCGGAUGCAGCGAUGUCCCAAACACCAACGUUGCACUCUUUGCGAAAAACUUGAAGGCGGCUCUGGCAGCCGUGGUGGAAAAUGUUGUUCCAUCUGGAUUUGCUACAAAAAAUGAGGCGGGAGCAUCAGAUCUGGUAGAUUCAGUAUAUGCACUGGCGCAGUGUAGAAAGGAUAAGUCCUCUACUGAUUGCGCUAACUGCAUCAAGGUAGCAAGAAAAAAAAUUGGCAACUGUACAAAAGUUACCGGCGGCAAGGCAAGCUACGACGGAUGUUUUCUGCGUUAUGAGAACUAUAAUUUUUACAACACCGGCUACACCGAUCCCGGAAAUAUGGAGGUGUGCGGUACUGCCAACGCGUCCAACUCCAAUUCUUUUUCGGCGACUGCUCAAAGUUUGAUAAGCGAUCUUUGCACUGCAACUCCAAGAAUAAAUGGUUAUUUUGCUGCACAGACUAGACAAGGGCCGUCUAAUACCACAGUCUAUGGACUUGCCUCGUGUAUACAUUCCCUUCAAAGGGAUUCCUGCGAAAAGUGCCUCGCUAUUGCCCAGGACAACAUAAACAAGUGUUUUUCUCGCUCCGAGGGACGGGCUGUAGACGCCGGCUGCUACUUGCGAUACGAUUCCAAACCCUUUUUUCCAAGCAACGCGACUAUCGACUUGGCAGAUUUCUUACCCAGAGGGAAGAAGGCGAGUUCUACAGUCUGGAUAAUAAUUGGUGUUGUGGGAGGGGUAUUUCUAGGUGGCCUUAUAACUUGUCUCCUUCUCUUCCGGAAGCAGAUAAUACGCCCAAGCCAGAAAGAAGCGGAUACUGAAGGAGCAACAGAACUUCGUGGGCCGGUAGCUUUUGACUUCAAGAUACUGAAAAAGGCAACCAACAAUUUUGAUCAAGCAAAUAAGCUUGGACAAGGAGGGUUUGGUGAAGUAUUCAAGGGUACUUUGAAAAAUGGCAACGUUGUGGCAAUAAAGAAGCUGACAUUAGGUCGCUCUGUCCGUGCAACUGCUGAAUUCGAAAGCGAAGUGAAACUCAUUUCUAAUGUUCAUCACAAAAAUCUUGUGCGUUUACUUGGAUGUUGCAGACAAGGCCACGAAAGGCUCUUGGUUUAUGAGUACAUGCCCAACGGCAGCCUCGACAGAAUAUUAUUUGGAGAACAUAAAAAACAUCUGGGUUGGAAGGAAAGGUUCAACAUUAUCCUGGGCACUGCUCGUGGUCUGGCCUAUCUCCAUGAGGAAUUCCAUAUCUGUAUCAUCCAUCGUGAUAUUAAAUCAAGCAAUAUAUUAGUUGAUCAUAACUUGGAGGCGAAAAUAGCAGAUUUUGGGUUGGCAAGACUUCUCCCACAUGAUAAAAGCCAUAUUAGCACAAAAUUUGCAGGAACCUUAGGAUACACCGCUCCUGAAUAUGCUGGCCAUGGGCAAUUAACAGAGAAAGCUGACACCUACAGCUUUGGUGUGGUAGUUCUUGAAAUUGUCAGUGGCAGAAAAAGCAUUGACUUGAAUCAACCACCUGAUAAGCAAUAUCUGCUUGAAUGGGUUUGGAGCCUACACGAAGAAAACAAGGUUUUAGAGAUGGCGGAAAGCAAAGAGAAGAUUGAAGGGUACAGUGAAGAAGAGGUGUUGAGGGUGAUAAACCUUGCACUUCAAUGCAUACAAGGUUCUACCACUCAUAGGCCAUCAAUGUCUGAGGUUGUGACAAUACUUUUAAGUAAAGCUGAGAUUGAUUUUCAGAAACCUCUCCAGCCAGCAUUCGUAGACGUGGGGUACAAAGUACGUGGAGAAAGUUCCCCUCCAUCAUCUCAAUCAAAUGCUACGGUUACAGAAUCCCUUAGUGCUCGUUAGUAGAGUUUACUUCUCUUGAUGAUGGACACAUGGAUUCUAAUCAGGUUAUUAGAAGAUAAAAUAUCUAUAUGUAUUCAAUAUUAGGGGUUAUUUGUCUUGUUGAUGGAUAGAUGGAUUCUAAUAAGGUUGAAGACAAAUAUCUUUAUGUAUUCAAUAGUUUUCAAGGAGUGGUAAGUUUGAUGAGUAAAUUGUAGUUAUUCAUGUAUGUAAGGAAGUAGUUUGGUUACAA